Molecule: messenger RNA, 2658 nt
Organism: Trichobilharzia regenti
Lineage: Eukaryota; Metazoa; Platyhelminthes; Trematoda; Strigeidida; Schistosomatidae
Source: the annotation of a GenBank genome assembly
UGACAAUUUCUGUGUUGUGCUUAAAUAGCUUUACCGAUUCAAUGUAUACAGAGUUAGAGGAUAAAUAGGCAGUCGUCUGAAACCAAAAAAGGGCAUAUUAGCAUUUAUAAGUGUAAGACCAACAAGUAGUAGUCAUGAAUACAUCCUCCUCUCUUGCUAAUGACAUCACAACUGUCAAUACAGACAAGAAUGAACACUUUAUUCGUGCAUUUCAAUGUUUCUUCAGUCUAUUCUCCAAUCCUAAUUUAAAUGAUCAAAGCAAAUUAAUGCAUGUUGUAAAGUACAUCAGCAGACCAGGGAGUAAAUCAUUUUUCCUACCGCAAAUAAUAGAUACACUAAGCGAAUAUAAAGUGCCUAGCACUACUUCUAAUAGUAAUACUAAUAAUAAUAUUCAUAUUGCUACGAAUAAUGCCAUUCAUAGAGAAAAUGUCAACACUAGCAAUCGGCCAAAUCAUAUAACUUACCAGCCUAUUGUCAAUCCACAUCAGUCAUCACUGUCUAUACCGUCAGAAUUGCACAAAACACUUCACUGUCCGUCUUCUACAGAUCUAAUCUCUAAUAUGAUGGGAAAGGCUAACUGUUCGCUUUUCUACAGGAUGGAGUAUAACAAUUUUAAUGAGUCCUUAGUUGAAUCGGUGAAUUUCAAUGGUGAAAUUGAAGCGAAUGCACAUGAAAAUCCCCUAGAUUUGAGUAUGUCAUCCAAUUUGAAUAGUUCACUAACAAAUCCUGUACACACAACUGUCAACAUGAAGCCUUACAUUUGUAAGGAACAGAUAACAGACAAAAAUCAAAGCCUGCCAAUGUUCCGCAUAAACUGUGAUUACGCCAAUAUAGAUGGAUCUAACCUCACUAGUGCAAUACACCUAUCAGACAGCUUCCCAACAAAACGAAGACGGUCAUCAAAGCAUAAUACAAACAGAAGAAAUGCAGUUGACAACAACGCUAAGAGUAACAAUAAAAAUCAAUGUUCUAAGGCGGAUAUUAACAAUGAGGUUGAUCUCUUCACGAAAUCAAAAACACUGUCUAACAGAUUGCAACAACUGUCAACAAUUUCAUCAACAUCAUCAUCCCUGUCACCUGUCAGCCAUCUAGAUUGUAGUCCGCCAGGAAAACAACCAGUUACUCGAUGUAAUCACUGUCAUGUUUUAUUCCCAUCAUUGUAUGAACUGAAUAAUCAUUUCAUAACAGAGCACAAUGUUAUAUUACAAGCAGAAAUGGAGCAUACAAAAUCCUGGAAAUCACAUACAAUAGAUGAUGCGUGUUUACAGAAUAUGAAAGUAAUAUUGGAUCGUUCAAACAAUAUGCACACAUCGGGUUAUCCUUGUCCGAAUUGUGAUUAUGUGGCUAAAUGGCCAACGGAAUUACAGAAACACAUAAUGGUGCAUUCAAAACAACGUCCACAUCGUUGUAUUAUAUGCGGAUUGUCAUACAAAUGGAAAUGGGAUUUAGGCAGACAUUUUGAUAAAAGUCAUAACAGAACAAUGAAUCCUUAUAAGAAAAAUGUAUUCAGUCAUUCACAGAAUCAAGAGAAUCGUUUGAAAACUGCACAUAAAUGUAGUGCUCGACGAGUACAGAAAUCAUCAAUUCGUAAACAUUUGGGUAUGAAACACAACAGUUAUACAAUGGAUGGUUACAUCCCGUUUACAACAUCUCCUGUAGGUGUGAAUACAAAUCAGCUGGGUGAAUUUUGUAAUGCAGUUAAACAAGAUAUUGUUGCAGAUCCAGUGAAUCUGUCAGGCUACACCCAUCUGCAAUCGAUUUAAAUAACGAAAUAAGCACUGUCAUUCACACCCAUCCCCUCACCCUCCACCUUAACUUUGACGCUGUAAUGUGAGAACGCCCGCAGAAAACUCUAGGUUAGAUAAGCAACUGCAAAAGUCAACACAAUGUCUAGAGAAAGAAGAAGCCCAACAUAGCGUGUAACUAGUUCCACUUCAGUCCAGUUGAGUAAUUUCAGCACUAUUACAGUAAAAUAAAACAUUGUUUACCAACAUAUCACACUAAAAAAAAAAUCUUAAAAAUGCUCAAAAAUAUUGAUAUUUGCAAACAGUAGACAUUCUUGUUUUUAUUUUAACUUAAUAAAUAACUUCACCAGAAAUCGAUUUAAGCUGUUCACCUUAUUGCACUUUUGCAGUAAAAGAAAACCCAGUCAGUUUCACCUCUCAGUUCUUCUAAAGAGUCAGUGAAUCCUUAGCAUUGUGUAUGCAAUACCUGCAGUCUGAUUAGGACAGUAGUGAAUUCCCCGCAUUUUCAGUAGUCAUAUAUUCACACCGAAAGGUGUAGUGAAUGUAGCAGUGAUUUCACCAGUUGGAUUACAUGUUAUAAAAAAAACCUGACUUCAUCAUAGCCCCUCAAGAGAAUUUCUUUGUCAGCUGAACCACCUAUCCGGCCAGCAGUUAACCAUCCUAUGAAAAAAAAAUUCAAAUCUUAAAUUCUGUUCAAAUGAGAGCCCACUCUGUUACAUCUAAUAAAAAUUAUUUUGUUUUUUGUUUUUAGUGAAAGACAGUAAUUGGUUUUAGCCUUACAUGUAUUCUCAGAAUUAUUCCUGAUAGAAGUAAUUAACUGUCUUUAACUUUUUGUAAUAUACCUGCGUCAAAAAUGUCUAUAUCAUCAUUCCAUGUCAUAUGUUUCAUAUUGAUGACUGUCAUUAUGAUUAUU